This is a messenger RNA of Ilex paraguariensis (yerba mate), 384 nucleotides long. NCBI's taxonomy places the organism in Eukaryota, Viridiplantae, Streptophyta, Magnoliopsida, Aquifoliales, Aquifoliaceae. The record is from the annotation of a GenBank genome assembly.
AUGAUGAAUGAAGCAGACGAGUUGGAAAUGAGUAGCUCAAGGGAAGAUCUCGGGGUGGUUUUAGAUUUAGAGAUGGUGCCUCAUUGUGGAGAAGAGGGACACCCAACUUGCCAACUCAUUGUUCACCCAAAUCUGACCUUCUUUAAGUACUUGGGCACAAAUGGUUCGUUCACAGACGGUAUCAUGGUGGAUGCAUCCUCCAUCGAUAGGGAGGAGAAAACACAAGCUUUUCAUCUACUUCACCAAACAACUCCAUAUAUUGCUUUUGGCUUCACGGCUGCCAAUGAAGCUAUAUGUCAAGCAGCACAAGGGAAGGAUUCCUUGCAUAUCAUUGAUCUAGGAAUAGAAAAUACCUUUCAGUGGCCUUCUUUGUUGAGAACAUAG